Molecule: messenger RNA, 1117 nt
Organism: Raphanus sativus (radish)
Lineage: Eukaryota; Viridiplantae; Streptophyta; Magnoliopsida; Brassicales; Brassicaceae
Product: protein HEAT-INDUCED TAS1 TARGET 4-like
Exons: 7
Coding region: 212-1117 (301 amino acids)
Cellular component (GO): lysosome
Molecular function (GO): cysteine-type endopeptidase activity
Source: RefSeq, a predicted model, not a curated record
GAUUGCAACUAAAAGGCAGGAGCUUUCUUGUUCCUUCAUUUUUUUUUUAAUUGUAGUGUUUAUGGCUAGAGAAGAAAUCACAUGUAAAGAGAAACUUACAUGAUUUCAGGGAACAGAAGAGUGGAAAGAGGAAGAAACUAUAAGAAAGGUGUCUCCUUUUCUUCUUAGGCAAAGUGAAGGUUGACAAAGGCACAUCUUUCUGACCCAAAAAAUGAGUGACCAAGGUCCACUUCCGAUGCCUCUUGGCGGAAAUUUCAGCAUACCUAAACCUGUCUCUGACUUCUUUGAGGGUGUAGAGAAGCUUAUUCCUGGUCACAUCUUGGGAAUGAUCAUAUCAUCGAAACCAGAUAACAGUCGUGUCACGGUUGUCAGCUGCAAAGAAACUUCAUACGCUAGGUGGAGAAAUCACACGGUUAUGCCAGGCUUUCUGAAGGAUACAAACUGGAAAGAGUACAUGGGUCGUGUUAGAGAUCAAGGAGGCCAUGACACUUGUUGGGCUGUUGUAACUGCAGAGUUGAUCAGUGCCAUAAGAUUCAUUCUGAAGUAUGAUGCAAAGUACACUGAGUACUCUGCCCAGUACUUAGUGGAUUAUGCUAACCCAGCAAAGGCAUUAGCGAACUAUCCAAAAGAAAAGCAUUACUGCUACACUUACUCUGUAGCUAAAGGGUUAGAUUUUGUACUGGAUGGAGGUAUACCAACAGAAGCACACUGGGAAUAUAAGGGUUGUAGGAAACAGCCAGCUUACCGUACACCAAAGGAUCAUCCUCAUGUUCACAUUGCUUCUGUUCAGCGAUUAACUUCUGUAGAAGAGAUGUUCCACAACUUGCAAUUUCAUCCAAUUGGGGCAUCUUUGGCUCUAUUCUUACCAGAUUAUUCCACUAUCAAAAAGGGAAUUUACCGAGGGCCUACAUCCAAAGCAUCUGUGUAUAUAGGUGCUCAUGCAGUCUCCAUAUAUGGCAUUAAAGUGGUAAACGGAGAGACCAUUGCGCUCGUGAAGUCUACUCACGGCACAGAAUUAGGGAAUGACGGUUACUUCAGAGUAUCUCUAGAUACCAUGCUAGUUGAGGAAGUGGAUUCCCUCUCACAUUUUGCGGCUUCACCAAACACUCGAGAUUGA